CAGGCCGCGGAAGAGGUCGUAAAUGCUGAUCAGCGGUGGAGUUCUGCAAAUACUAAAUGACUAUUUAAUAUACAACAUGAACAUAGCUCCAGCUCCACUACUUGCUGUUCGCGUUUACUGUUUGCAAAAUGCAAAAAAAGAUUCAGUUUCUCGUUCGCCAUCUUCUCCUCGUCUCCAUGGUCGGCACAAGAACACUUUAUUUCUACUUCACGAUCACAACACCCGCCCAUGCCUUCGUGGAUCCGUUGUACCGGGAUGAGGCCCUGUGGACGAGCCAUUUGCUCAAGCACGAUAAGAUUUUUCAUCCUUGGAACGUGAGCUGUGGCUUAUGCAUUGCAAAAGUAUCGUACUAGUAUAAAUCGCAAUACAAAUUUUUCCAGAAGGAAAAAUGGAAUUUGUAAUGCUGAUUUCUCUAAGAAACAAGAUUUGUCAUGCAUGAUUGCAAUUAGUACGAGUGCGAUACUUUUGCACAGGAUAUGGCUCCUUCUGCGACCACGACCCGCUCUUCGCGCCGAAGAAUUCCCUAUCCUGUGCAAAAGUAUCGUACUAGUAUAAAUUGCAUUACAAAUUCCCCAGCAUUACAAAUGGAAUUUGUAAUGCUGAUUUACCUUGAGAAAGAGACUUGUAAUGCAUAAAUGCGAUUACUACGACACGAGUACGAUACUUUUGCACGGGAUAUUCCCCGCUGUGCUGGCCAACGUGUGUGCAACAUGAAGAAUUUUUCCAGAUGGCCCAGGACUGCGGCAGCGUGUGCCGCGGGGUCACGGUGGAUCUGGACUUGUUCUGGAAGUACGCCUCGGUGGACGCAGAGAUCAAGGCGGAGAGGUAUGAGGCGGAAGAGCUGCGGAAGAAAAUGGAGUGGACGUCGGCAGAAGAGGAUACAGAUCAUGAUCUGCAACUACCAGGAGCACCACCUGGUGCGGAGCCAGGCUCGGUCUGGAGCCAGGAGUCCUACCGAAGGGCGCUGUCGGUCUUGCGAACCGGACGGGGGCAGUGCAGUACUAGUACUUCUACCAGCGAACAGCCAUCUGCACCGGUAGAUAGCUCGACGGAGGGGAGUACUAUGUCUAUGGGGACCUCCGCGGCCGCAGCUCCGCCACGAUCUCCUGUGGCUAUGCCCAUGAAGUCCGCGCCCUCGCAUAAGGUAACGAAAAAACUCGACUGCCACCGACUGUGGCACAGCAAGAGCAUGGAACGCGGAAGCUUGGUCAAAUUUGGGUUGUUCAAGACCCAUCAAAUGCAAAAAUGUCUGGGUCUGGAAGAAUGCGCGAUUUGUCAUGCAGCUUUUCCAUGACCCAUGAGGUCUGGAAUGCGAGAUCCAGCAUGACAGAUUCUUUGAGGUCUCUAUCAUGCCUUUCCUGCAUGAGAAACUCCCUCUCAACUUGGUAAGGGGGUUCUGCCACACGUAGCGCCCACUGGUCGUAGUUACGCGUAAGCAAUCGAUAGCGGUUUUGCGGAUGCGGCCGGGUGGUAGGUAGGAAGUGGAGCAAGUAUCCACCUAGGGGUAUUGGCAGAGGCUAAAUCUGUUCUAACGCCCAGGUAUUGGCAGAGGCUAAAUCUGUUCUAACGCCCACCCGCCAGGAGUUAAAUGGUUACUACUACUACUACUACUAACUUGGUCAAAAGGGGACAGCUUUUGGCACUCAUGCAACACAGAUUUCUGCAUGAUUCGGAUUUAGCAUGACAAGUUGCAUUCUUCCAGACCCAGACAUUUUUACAUUUGAUAAGACCCCGAAGCAAGGCCGGGACAUCACGAAAAUCACCGAGUACGCGUUUUUAUGCAUUGCACAAGUAACGUACUAGUAUAAAUUGCUUUACAAAUAAUUUUGGCAAGAAGAAAACUUGGAUUUGUAAUGCUGUUUUACCUUAGGAGGAAGAUUUGUCAUGCAUAUCUGCAAUUACUACGAGCGGGAUACUUUUGCACAGCAUAGUUUUCGUACGGCAACCAACUGCCCGUCACGAAUUACCACCACAACGGGCUGCAGUACCUUCUGCCGCACCAGUUCUUUUCGUUUGACACCCUAAAGAACGAUUUCAUCCAGCCCUGGGUGGCGCUGUUUCAGCUGCUCAGCCGGGAUUUUGAUCAAAGUGAAGAUUUGAAAAGGGAGAAAUCCGCGUUUUUUUUCCCCAACUGGUACCGUAACGGCACCCACGUGACGGAGACGCUAUGGGAGUGUCAGGAUUGAAAUCGAUAAAGUUGAAAAUGAAAUGUAUGAUUUGUCAUGCAUAAAAUGGAUACCAGUUCCAGUUGGAAGACCAAUUUCCAAGCGGCGCAUGACAAAUUUUCGGAGUACCGGAAUCCGAUUUGUCAUGCUGUUUGGGCACAGAGGACUGCUUUAUUUGUCGUGCUCUUUUAGCAGCUCUACUUCAACCUCCCCUAAAUAGCCUCACAAUCUGCCUCACUUGCCAUCCCGGCAAGACAGGCACUUUCUGCGUUGCAUUUUAUGCAUGACAAACUAUGUCAACUCUGACGAUUUCAAACCUGACAGUUCCAUAGACGCUGAGGAAAAAAUACAACCUGCACCAACGGAUCUGGAACUCUGCCUACCAGCACGGAAUCCUGCUGUUUCACAAGUUGCUCGAGCUCGACUUGCGGGGCAAGAAGGUGUUGGUCAUCGGCACCCAGUCGCCGGUGCUGGAGGGCAUGUGCGUCGCGCUCGGCGCGAAGGAAGUGGUGACCUUGGAGUACGCGUACCUGGUUUUGCAGCACCCGAACAUGAGGAGUUACGUGCCGGACGAGUUUCUGCGGUUCGUCGUGUCGGAAAUAUCGUUGGACAAGAACCAGCAAGAGGAUGUUGGAAAUAUUACGUCCAUAAGUUCUGAAGAUUCGAAGAAAUUUGACCUCGUGGUCUCCGACUCGUCCAUCGAGCAUUCUGGGCUCGGGAGGUACGGGGACGCCGUCAAUCCGUACGGGGACUUGAUCACCAUGGCGAAGGCGUAUUGCAUCGUGAAAGACAACGGGCAUUUCCUGCUCGGCAUGCCUGGAGUGGAGGAUGACGCUGCUUCUCUGGAAGUCGUAUCCUAUGCAAAAGUAUCGUACUGGUACGAAUAGCAGUCAUCCAAGACAAAUUUUUUUUUCAAGCUAAAUCAGCAUGACAAAUUCCAUUUGUCAUGCUGAGCUAAUUUGUGUUGCAAUACAACUCCGAGUACGAUACUUUUGCAGUUCAUAAGUCGACGACCGGUUCAUCCACGCCCCGGUUGCGAAUCAGAUUCCCUUGGAUACGGGACGAUCCCGAAAAAUCCGGCCGAACCUGUCGAAGGCGCAAUAUGCAUUGCAAAUAUAAUGUGUGGAUCUUCAUCUGGAAGAGAAAGAGUGCAACUCGUGAUGCUGCCCUUUCGAUUCUCAAAAAAUCUGUCUGUAUUGCAUGAGUGACCAGCAACAGCAAGAGGACUUGUUUAGAACUUUUUGCACCGUGGUUGAGAGGGCAUUUUUCGUCGAGCGGGGUAGGUAUCAAGAGGAAGAGGCUCUAAAGAUAAAAUCUGUGAUGCUAAAGCACACUACAUCACAGACUUGAUGGGUCGUCAUGCCAAAUGGGGAUGACAAAUCUUGCAUUCUCUUCUUCCAGAAGUGGUCCCAGACAUAAUUUUUGCCCUGGAUUCGCAAAUGCAGACAACUACGAGCACCACGACGAUCUUGCCGAACUACAGCGUGCAAGAGAAGCGCCCGCUCAACAUAAAAGAUCUGUUGGAUAUCGCUCAUGAUGAAAAGGUGUUGACGAGUGGUGGACCCGCUCUUUCCGACAAGGUCUUUGUAUCUGAUGUUCUUGCUCCUCCGGAUGAAGCUGGUUCUGAACACACGACGGCGUUGGCUAGGAGAACAGCAUUGUCUACUUCGCGCGACGUCGAGCACGAGAGUGUUAAAACUAGUACCAAAAAUGAAAUAAAUCCGUAUGACUCUCCGAUUUACCGUGGGGGCGUGGAAAUGAACGCCCAUAGAAUGUAUGGACAUUUGAAUCUAUCCCACCUCCUGGCAAACUGGGAGCUGAAGUGGCUCAAUUGCCCAAAGUACAAUGACCCAAGCUUUGUCUUGCAGAAAGUUCAGCUAGCUGGUACAGCUACAACAUCCAAGAAGAAAAAGCACGGAUUUAAUCAUGAUAUCCACGUCCGAACGAGCGAGCUACUGCUGGCCGCGAGAGAAACUACUCAAAGUCAUCAACAUCCGCAGGACAAAAGAGUACAAGUUGAUGAAAGCGCAGUACUAUAUCAUCAAGCCCUGCAAAGUGCAAAAUGAAAAUGCGAUAGCAGGCGGACAAUGAU
Amoebophrya sp. A120 is the source of this 4257-nucleotide messenger RNA. The record is from the annotation of a GenBank genome assembly. Lineage: Eukaryota; Dinophyceae; Syndiniales; Amoebophryaceae.